AUGGUCAGUACACAUGAACCACCACCACCCUACCAGCCCCGGGAUCCGUCCAACCCCGCUGCGACAUCGGCGACCAGGAACCCAGUCAUCUUCUGCAUUGGCUGUCCCCUGCAGCGUGACUAUUUCAUAACGCCCGAAUCCCAAAGCGGGGUCUCAAUCAACGCGCAAGCCAACGAAUGGAGCCUGAAACCAGAUCUGGCCUUCUACCUAAACGAUGCUUCAAACCGUGAAUUAGCCUCAUGCGAUUUCAAGGAGAAAACUUGCUCUGCCGAUAUAACAAUGACAAAGACUUCAAACGGCGACAAAGAGACUCUUUGGUGGUCAGCUAUGGAUCAGGAGACUCUAAUGACCACACAGUACCGGAUUAUGGCACGAGUACAUGAUGCAAAUCCACUUAAUAUCGCUGGGCUCAGCUUGACGAGUCCGCGACCUUUUAUUUGGGGAAGCUCGUCGGGUUGGAAAUUGGUUGAUGAGUUAACGGGGAAUGUGGCUGCUAUUGCGCGCGAUGUGGAGUUGAGUGCUGGUAAGUAUGGCUCAGUAGAGAUUCUCAUGUCAUAUGGGGAUAACUUCACUUUGAUAGCUUUGACUUCUUACCUCGCCAUUUGUGAGAAACUGAAGAGAGAGGCUAAGAAGCAUCGGAUGUGGUAA
Messenger RNA from Penicillium angulare, 648 nucleotides. RefSeq lists its product as uncharacterized. The coding region runs from base 1 to 648 and encodes 215 amino acids. NCBI's taxonomy places the organism in Eukaryota, Fungi, Ascomycota, Eurotiomycetes, Eurotiales, Aspergillaceae. The transcript has a single exon. The record is from RefSeq and is a predicted model, not a curated record.